CUUGGCAUCGUCGACAAGAAGACAGUCGGAGCUUCUCAGGGCGGCUUGAUCCACAUAUGCUUCCACGAGAAGAGCCCAGAGGCGAUGAGGACUCUGUUCACGGGCCUGCAGCAGGUUGUCGGCUACUGGCUCUUUCAUAACGGUUUCAGCAUCGGCAUCGACGACACAAUAGCGGACUGGAACACGCAGGCGCACAUCUCAGAGCAGAUCACGACUCGA
Rhodofomes roseus is the source of this 219-nucleotide messenger RNA. RefSeq lists its product as uncharacterized. Gene Ontology annotation, cellular component: RNA polymerase II, core complex. The annotation marks the transcript as partial. The record is from RefSeq and is a predicted model, not a curated record. The transcript has a single exon. Lineage: Eukaryota; Fungi; Basidiomycota; Agaricomycetes; Polyporales; Fomitopsidaceae. Gene Ontology annotation, molecular function: DNA binding. Gene Ontology annotation, biological process: DNA-templated transcription.